This is a messenger RNA of Drosophila teissieri, 4054 nucleotides long. RefSeq lists its product as uncharacterized. Lineage: Eukaryota; Metazoa; Arthropoda; Insecta; Diptera; Drosophilidae. The transcript has 4 exons. The record is from RefSeq and is a predicted model, not a curated record. The coding region runs from base 63 to 3170 and encodes 1035 amino acids.
AUCAGCUGAUUCCCAAGCGGCGAUUUAGUGUGUUUACGUUUGCCAAACUUAAGAGUUGAUGAAUGACUUUCUCUUGUUUAUGUGUUUCUAUUGCGAAGUGCCCAUUGUUCGAAGCUUCUUGUGUUUUUUCCAAAAGUUUUCUAAACCUACCCUAUCGCUUAAAUAUACAUAUAUGUAUGUAUAUUUAUACAAAAAUGGACGGAAACAGCAUGUGUAUUUUUAAUGCUGACUGUAUUUUGGAAAUAAUGAAAUAUGUAAUUACUGAUUGCCAGUUAAAUAAGCGCCAUGUUAAAACGGGGACUCUUGUCUACAAUGACUUAAUAAACUUUGUUCUGGCCCACGAGUUCUUCGUCAAAUUGCUUGCCGAUCAUCACAAAGUCCUUUACAAGGAUCUUGAGUUGGCACUAGCGUGCAGGACCAUAAAGCUGCUUAUAGAUCUUCGAGUGAAUAAGCAAUCGAACAACGGAGGAUUUUUCUGGAGAUCCUUUCUUGAAUCGGUCAGUGAAGAAAGUCCGUUCGAUCUUCAACUGUCUUUUCAAGGCAUAUACGUACAUAUUAAAAUAACAGGCAUCUCAUCGGGCCGCACACACCAAGAAAAGUUAAAAUUUGACUUAACGCUUACUGCAGACGCAUUGGCUGACAUUUUCCGCUCCAACCAAAAUGUAACCAAGUUGAGCUUUGAAAGCAAUGAAGUGCACGGAGGUCUUUCCGAGAUCAUACCCCAUUGCGCCAAUCUCAAGGAACUGAGAAUCACGUUGAAUGCAGGUGACGUGGCAUCCCAAUAUGAACCACUAGUAAAGUUGCCCAACCUGAAAAACAUUUUAGUUACUGGCUUACAAAGAUGCAAGUCGGAAUCGCUGUUUUUUAGCAAUUUAAGAAAGUGGCACAGGUCAUCGAGUCUUCCAGCUUUGACACUUAAAAUCGAAGAUUACCUAACUGAUAUUCAUCGACCUGUAACGUUUGCCACUUUCAAUUCAUUACGAUGCUUGCGUGUGAACGAAACCAAAGCAUAUUAUGAACUAAAAUAUAAAAUGGAAUAUAAAUGGAAAUGGAAUGCAAUUUUUAGGGCCGAGUACGAUUUAUCUGCAAUGGAGGACGACAGCAAUUCAAUAGAGGAUUCUCUUGCCACCAUUAGAUUGGGUGAAGGUGUUAAGGUCAAGUUUAUAAGGUCUGAAGGUAAACUUGAGUUAAAGUUAGGCGAUAAUUCAGACAUUAGUCAAAUGGGAUCUUUAUCAAAACUGCCCAAUCUUACUCGCUUGGUAGUCCAAAAUAAGACGUAUUGUUCAGAAUAUCCCGAUUCACUUGCCAAAUUCCUGCGAUCAAUGGCUCCAAACGGGUCAUUUGCUUUAAAGUCAUGUAAAAUAAAUUAUGGACAAUUACAUCAAGCUGAGAUUGAAGAGCUUGCGAAAAUAAAGUCACUUCGAUUCCUCGCAUGCCAUUUACACGACGUGCCUGAUAUAAACUUCAGUCAAAUGACAAACUUGCAACACAUGAAACUCAAUUUCCGCCAUAAUUAUUAUCACAUUACUUCUAAUGUAAUCCAUAAUCUGCUAAGCAAAUGCCAGGUGCAAGCAACCAUAUUCAGUGAAGAUGUUACAAUUACCCUAUGGAGGAAUGAAAAACGUUUAGAGAUCCAUCUGUGUAAUUGUAAAAACACCGAUUUUGCUAUUCCCCUUGCCAAACUUAAGGAUAUUAAUACCCUCGUGAUUUCAGGGCGACAGGGAUUGGAAUAUCUUAAUAUGAUCUUCGAUGCAUUCGCAGCCAAUUUAAGUACGAUCGAAGAAUUGGAUUUAUCCGAAUUGCGACCUUACAGGUCCGAAUUAAAUAGAGUACGUUUCGAAGAUAUUUCCAAAGUGACCGAAAUUCAAACCAUUAGGUCACUUCGAUGCUGCUUAUCAGAUGUGACUGGUGUUCAGAAUUUGGCAGAUCUACAAAAAUUAGAGAACUUGGAAAUAUACCAUUCUGGAGAUGGCAAUCUUACCGAACUUUUCACAAAACUUGCAGAGAAAAAUACAAUUAAAUGUAUAAGUACUGGAAAACUCACCCACGAAGAGGUUUUAAAGAUAACCCAAAUGAAGUCGAUGAAAACUUUGGUGUGUCGUUUUUUAAACGAGGAUGACCUCAAAUUCUUUGCUGAGCUAGCAAACUCCAGUGUCGAAGAAUUAAUUAUUAUCGAAUAUAAUAAUUCGAUAUGGGUUACACCCUCUCUGUUUUAUACGAUAAGGGCAAGGCAACUUGGUCACUUUGAUAUAUGGCACAAAAAACUUCAUUUUUUUGAAACGGUUGACGUUUGUAAAAUAACAGGACUGAAAAGAUUAUGUGCUGCUUUUGUUGAUUCGGAGUGUGCGCAAAUAUUAGAUAGACUACCUCAACUAGAGGACCUAACUAUUGGCUUUACUUACACAACUAAUUUGGAAAAUCCGCUAAGGGUUUUAGCACUGAAGUCACCAUCGACUCUUAAAAAAUUGGAGCUAUGCAACUGGAUUGGCGGCAGCGAAUGUGCAUGUUUGACUCAAUUCGAAACAUUGGAAUCUUUAACAUGUUCAUUGCGUAAUGAGACGGGCAUAGAUCAUUUGGCCAAUAUACAAAACCUUAAAGAAUUACUUAUCCACCGUGAUAGCGCAACGCUAAUUAAUCUUUUCCGUGCCUUCGCCCAAAAAAGUGAUUCCAAGUUGGAGAAACUUCAAGCUCCAGUCACAUGUUCUGAUGAGAUGCGUGAAAUAUCACAGAUUAAAUCACUAAGAACGCUGAAUAUUGAUUUGACAAAAAUGUGUGAUAAUUUAUCAGACCUUAGUCGAUUAAAUGAACUAAAAUCGUUGAGUAUAAUUGAUAGUUGUGGAUGUAAAUUAAAUAGUGAUAGCUUUUUGCCAAUUUUUCGGUAUUGUCCAAAGCUAGAUCGGGUCGAUUUGGGAUUUUAUUAUGGGGUGGCUAUAGACUUAGUCAGCAAAGUAAACAAUGUUCUGAAAUCUAAUCGAGAUCCUGUAAAUCAGAAACCGCUACAACUAAGUAUUUUUAGUGUAUCGAUUUACCCGAAAAUCCAUGUGGAAAACAUUGAUGAGUCAAUCUUGUACGUCUCUUAUUCGUACGAAACAAAUAUGGGUGGAGUCGAAAUAGAAUUUAAUUCUGAUAACGAGGAUUCAGACGAUUCGGAUUCUUUUGACUAUGAUUAGUUAAAACCUAAUUUUUAAAAAAAUGGUCUCACAAAACCUAACAGAUAAAGCCAGAGAUAACGUUACAGUCGAGUUCCCCGACUAUCAGAUAGCCGUGAUUAUAAUGUGAUUCUAAAGGUAUAUAUAACUUUUUUGCAAAUAUUUUUUUGUCUUAAUGCCUCAAAUAUUGUGAGUAUAAAACACUGAAUAUUUCUCAGCCCAUAUACAGGGUAUUCACCACAACCGACAUUUUUCGUACUAAGGCUUACUUCGGUUACAUCCAAAAGACUUUUCAAAUUGCUAAAACUCGUCGAUAGCUCUCUGUAAACGCACUUCAUAUUAAUCGGCCAACGUAGUUCCUCGAAGCCCCUAAUUUCUAGGAUGCUGGCACUGAAAGCGAGUUCAAAAAAGUUCCGGCGCACAUGUGACACACACUCUAUGGAUUCUCUACCGUCCGUGAACUCAUUAAAUAGAAAUCUUGCAAAUUGGAUCAUUUUGUAGCUGGCCACCACCCGGGUAUCCUGUUUGUCCAUUAGUUCCUUGAGGACAGAAAAGUUUCCAAAUUUGCGCGCCAACACUUGGAGUACGGGGGAUGCGCUGGCACCUAUUAAAAUCAUUAAGAAGCGCUGCCAGUUGUGACCGAAUUCUCUCUACAAGUCGCGAAUAUUGAUAUAUAUAUUCAGAUUGUCGGAUUGAUCAUCGUUUUAACAGACAAUUCGAACUCAUGAUAUAGAGAAUCUAUAGAAUUUCAAUAAAACUGUGCGGCAGUUCUUUUACGAAAGUGGGUAUAUCUAAUUAUACCACGUACUCGCUGGCAUUUCGUGGGUUGGACACGACGUCAAGGUUAAAAAAACGUUAGUUAGACCGUAGGGAUGCAGAUGAGCCAGGGUCUCAAGCCAUUUAAA